Molecule: messenger RNA, 2598 nt
Organism: Oncorhynchus nerka (sockeye salmon)
Lineage: Eukaryota; Metazoa; Chordata; Actinopteri; Salmoniformes; Salmonidae
Product: zinc fingers and homeoboxes protein 1-like
Exons: 2
Coding region: 1-1743 (580 amino acids)
Biological process (GO): regulation of transcription by RNA polymerase II
Cellular component (GO): nucleus
Molecular function (GO): DNA-binding transcription factor activity, RNA polymerase II-specific; DNA binding
Source: RefSeq, a predicted model, not a curated record
AUGACCAGAACAAAGUGGACAGCAGAGCUGGACAAGUAUCCGGAUCCAGCUGCUGCUGCUAAGCUCACAGAGAAGAGUGAGUUAGCUCCAGCCCUAACAUCAGCUACCCAUAUACCACAACCACGGUACCCAGCCUCCAUCCCUGACCAAACUCCCUUCCCUCCCGUAGGCCCCGCUGACAGCAGCAAGGGGGGCACAGGGAUCAUGUCCCCCAAAAGUCAGGGGAGGGCAGGCACAGCAUCCCCCUACAAUCUGGCUCCGGCUCCCUUCGGCCUCAACCAGAACCACGUGGUGUGUCUGCCUCUGGUCUCCGAGCACCUGAAGCUCCUGUGGGCGUGCUCAGACCAGACCCAGGAACUGGACGGCGUGACUGAUCUCAUAGAGGCCUUCAACGUGUUCCCAUACCCGACCCUGGGGGAGACGGCAUCGCUCGCCCAGAGCUGCUCUCUGCAUCUGGACCAGGUCAGAGUGUGGUUCAUGGUCCAGCGGCUCCGCUAUGGGAUCAGCUGGGAUGCAGAAGAGAUCUGUAUGGCACGGUGCAAGAUGUGCGGACCAAACCAGGCGAAGGACAAAAAAGAGAAAGAGGAGAAGGUAUUGCCUCCCCUCAGUAAGGAGGAUGAUGGGAGAAACAGGAUCGAACAUUCACCUGUCUCCACCUCCAAUCAGCUUAGCAGCCUGUCCUUCGAGUCCUCCUCACCCGUUCCUCGAAAAAGCCGUAAACACCACCUUGUUGUUGCACCCGAUAACUCCAAUCUGCAACACCCUUCUCCUCCACUCCCUCUGUGCUUAGUGGCACCCCCCACAACCACAGGGCAAACCCUCGAAGCCCCCGACAAACCCCAGAGGCACUGUCAGGAUUUUCACUCAGAGCUGUGGCGGAGCUUCGGCCGUAACACAAAUCCUCCGAAGGAGGAGCUCCAGCGUCUGCAGGCCCUCACCAGGCUCCACAUGAGGUACAUCCGCAAGUGGUUCUGCAACCGGCGUUUCUUGCUCCACCACCGCGUCAAGGCCGACCCAGAUUCUGAAGAGAACGGCCAGUCACAGCCCAACGACCUCCUGUCGUCACAGACACAGCUUAUUCAGCGUCUGACACAACCACCACCGCCAACUGACAGCAGGGUCAGACCAUCACCGGCGAAGAAAAGGGUCUGUCAAGUAGAUGAUGUCGACUUCCUAAGCAGGAGCCGCAAUGGUAACCCUGUCCAUGGCAACCCCGCUAACACCCCCCACCAGAUUAGGUCAAACUUGAAGGUGAAGGAAAGAGAGAAAGAACCAGCGGACGUACAGAAGAAGAAGACGGGAGCAGCAGACAAAGAGAAAACGGCCAGAGCUGGAGCUAAGAGAUGGACAAAGAACGUCAAGAAGGAACUGAAGGAGGAGCGGAAAGCGGUGGGGAUCACCAAAUUCAUCGAUGACGACGGAGAAGAACAAGUUCUCAAAAUGGGCCCGUGGCCGAAGAACAAGACAAUAGCCCAGCUGGAGCUCCUGAGACACUUCUUCCUCACCUGCCAGUGGCCCACCAAAAGGGACUACACGCAGCUGCAGCAGCAGACAGGCCUCUCGCGGAAAGCUCUCACCCAGUGGUUCGGAGACACCCGCUACUACGUCAAGAAGGGCAUGGAACGCUGGAUGAGUGGGGAAGAGCACCAGAAGGUCCUGGCGCAGAUCAGGGAGAAGCAGAGGCAACGGCAGAGGGACUGGUUGAUGACUGAGGAAACCGGUCCAUCAGGAUCCUCCUCCUAGCAGUGUUUUGCUUACCGUGACUCAUAGUGCUAAUGGGGAGGCUGGCAGGGAGGAGGAUGGAGCUGGGACUUUGAGACCUAUGAAUGGCGUGAAGCUGGAGUGACCGCUGGGACAGACUUGGGGUACUCAAUAGUAUAAAAAGGCUUCUUCUCCUUUGUGCUCUCUACUCUAGGAGCACUGAUCCAGCAUGGCCUAACAGGUGAAAUGUUAUUUGUUGAAACCUGAAACUCACCUGUCUGCAGUGAUGGAAAAGGAAGCGGAGUAUUGAGUCACACCCCUGCUGUAAUGCUGGAGAGGCCUGGAGGGUGCUGAAAAGGGCUACAUAUUAGGAAUUGUCACGAAUGAGGCAGCAUUCUGUUUUUAUGUUACAAGUUGUUGAUUAUGUUUAUGAUGUUCUAGUCUACUUUAGUUGUAGCACUAUUGAAACUGGCACUUCCUGUUCAGUUAUUCAUUCAAAUGGCAAUUCAUGUUUCAAGCUCCAUCACAAUUUUAUGCUGGGAAGUUUCUAUGACAUUGCAUUGAUGUUCCUUGUUUGAUAUGUUCAGAGUGUAAAGAAUUAGGGAAACUACCAGACCUGUGACAUCCUAUGUCCUUGAGUGCAUCCCAAUAAUCUCUCCUUCCUCCUGAAGUGUGCACUUGCGCAUUCAUUUCUCCCCAUAAAGUUAAAAUCAUUGGAUUGAUGUAGACAUGGGCUAGGGGGGGGGGUCCAUUAAGGGAAUUGAACAAGUGCAAACUUUGGGAGAAGAGAGAUUAUUGGGACAUAGCAUAAGGUGUGGUCUUAUUGGUAGUAAGAAAGUAGAUCAUUUAUUUUGAUUUCAGAGCUAGUAUGUGGAGUCGUAUCUGGUUCUUUGUGUG